AUCAGUUUAGGCCUUUCGGGCCUCCGAGUCUCUGAAGUUCAUUGACCUGCUACUCUUUCCCACCAAAAAAAACAGAAGAAAUUCUACCAAUUUCCACAUCGAUUUCUCUUUAUCCAAUUUUCAACCCCCAACGACAUCUAUCAACUGACGCAAAUGGCUUACCAAUUCGUGAUUUGGGGUCUGAUCACUGCUCUCUCGGCCCUGAUCCUGAGAAUCUCCCUCCAAAUAUCCACCGGCAGAAGCAACAGAAAACGCGCCGUCGCCUUCUUCCACCCCUACACCAAUGACGGCGGCGGCGGGGAACGAGUCCUCUGGUGCGCCGUGAAAGCCAUCCAGGACGAAAACCCCUCCCUUGACUGCCUCGUCUACACCGGCGACCACGACGCUUCUCCUCAGUCCUUGACCGCCCGCGCAGUUGACCGCUUCGGCGUCAACCUCCUCCGCCAACCCAAGGUGGUGCAUUUGAGCAAGAGGAAAUGGAUCGAGGAGGCCACCUACCCGCGGCUGACGAUGAUUGGGCAGAGCCUCGGCUCUGUCUACCUCUCAUGGGAGGCGUUGACGAAGUUCACUCCAACUUUCUACUUCGACACCGCUGGCUAUGCCUUCACGUACCCAAUUGCUCGGCUGUUUGGUUGCAGGGUUAUCUGCUACACCCAUUACCCCACAAUCAGCUGCGACAUGCUCUCCCGGGUCCGCCGGCGGAGCUCCAUGUACAACAAUGACGACUUCAUUGCUCGGAGCAAUUGGUUGUCCAGCUGCAAAGUCGUAUACUACAAUUUGUUUAGCCGGAUGUAUGGGAUUGUAGGAUCUUGUGCUCAUCUUGCUAUGGUUAAUUCGUCAUGGACUCAGUCCCAUAUCGAAAAGCUCUGGAGCAUUCCACAACGGACUAAGCGGGUCUACCCUCCUUGUGAUACUUCUGGACUUCAGGAGCUUCCCUUGGAAAGGCCAGCUGAACCGGCUAAAAUUAUAUCUGUUGCUCAGUUUCGGCCAGAGAAGGCACAUGGUCUCCAACUUGAGGCCUUUGCAGUUGCCAUAGGUAAAUUAGAUGCACACUUCCCCAGGCCUAAGCUUCAGUUUGUGGGUAGCUGUCGGAAUAAAGCUGAUGAGGAAAGAGUACAACGUUUGAAGGAUAAAGCAAUUGAACUGAAGUUGGACGGGGAUGUAGAAUUUCAUAAAAAUGUCAUGUACAGGGACUUGGUUCAACUUUUGGGAGGAGCCAUUGCAGGAAUCCAUUCAAUGACGGAUGAACACUUUGGCAUAAGUGUAGUGGAGUAUAUGGCUGCAGGAGCCAUCCCAAUUGCACAUAACUCUGCCGGCCCGAAAAUGGACAUUGUUUUACAGGAAGAUGGAUGGCAAACGGGAUUUCUUGCCUGUACUGUGGACGAGUAUGCAGAUGCCAUUCUCAAUGUCAUAAAGAUGCCAGAAAAUGAGAGGCUGAAGAUGGCUGCAGCUGCGAGAAAACGGGCUGGCAGAUAUUCGGAGCAAAGAUUCUAUGAAGAUUUCAAAGCUGCAGUCUCUCCAGUACUCACUUAAAUGGACUUCACAUCAAUCACAAUAUACUUGUAACUUAACGGAGGAGCUUUUUGCAUCGGACUUCAGUUGUAUUGCAUAUUUUGUUACCCUGAGUCUUACCAGUAACUGAACAGAUUGUGCUACUGUCUGUAACUCUAAAUGUUUGGUAGUAUCGGCUUUCACAUCAUAUACCAGUUGUCGAUAUCCACCGUUUACUCUUCA
This is a messenger RNA of Pyrus x bretschneideri (Chinese white pear), 1734 nucleotides long. Its product is annotated as GDP-Man:Man(3)GlcNAc(2)-PP-Dol alpha-1,2-mannosyltransferase-like. Bases 154 to 1533 code for a protein of 459 amino acids. The record is from RefSeq and is a predicted model, not a curated record. The transcript is spliced from 7 exons. Gene Ontology annotation, biological process: protein N-linked glycosylation. Gene Ontology annotation, molecular function: GDP-Man:Man(3)GlcNAc(2)-PP-Dol alpha-1,2-mannosyltransferase activity. Gene Ontology annotation, cellular component: endoplasmic reticulum membrane. NCBI's taxonomy places the organism in Eukaryota, Viridiplantae, Streptophyta, Magnoliopsida, Rosales, Rosaceae.